Messenger RNA from Amphibalanus amphitrite, 1333 nucleotides. RefSeq names its product techylectin-5A-like. The coding region runs from base 56 to 1288 and encodes 410 amino acids. The transcript has 2 exons. The record is from RefSeq and is a predicted model, not a curated record. NCBI's taxonomy places the organism in Eukaryota, Metazoa, Arthropoda, Thecostraca, Balanomorpha, Balanidae.
CAUCGUCUGAGAGUCAGAUUGUGUGGAAGACAUUGCCUUCACCUCCAUCUUCAAGAUGAAGACCUUCGUGGGCGGCAGCUCGGUGAUUGCCGUCCUUCUGUUGUUCAUCUGCCGAACUGCUUCGGCCGAUACGGUGCUCGAUGAACCAGUGGGCUACGAAGGCGCCUCAGAAGGGGGAGGCCUGGACGGCACCGUGGACGGCAUUCUGGACCACAUGCGCAGCGUUCUCGACGGUACGGUGAGGGCGGUCUCCAGGGAGGUGGUCACCGGCAUGAGUCAGAGACUCUCUGAAGCACAGAGCCAGUGUCUCACACAGACUGAGCAGAUCGCUCAGUUGGCCAGUCAGCUGAACAGUCUGCAGUCCAGACUGGACGCUGGACUGGACGCCCAGACCUCCGCUCUGGCUGCGCACAAUGAGACUGUCACAGAGCAGAUGGUCGAGCUACGAUCAACGCUGGCGUCUCAGGGUACCCAGCUCUCGGAACAAAGCGCUCAGCUCUCGGAACAGAGUGCUGAACUGGCCAGACUUGGGUCCGGUUUGACCGAAGGGCUCGCUGAUGUCGCCGAAGGUCUGGCAGCUCACACCGCACAGCUGAGCGCCCUCCAGAGCCAGGUGGGAAGGGUGACAGCGGCUCCGCUGAGGGACUGCAGUGACCUGCCUGCGGGAGCCAGCAGCGGCGUGCACAUCCUGUACCCGGGCCUGGACCGGCCGGUGGCCGCCCUCUGUGACCUGGACGGGGACGACGGCGGCUGGACCGUCAUCCAGCGGCGCGACGACAUCCAGCCCAGACAGAACUUCUACCUCGACUGGCACCACUACAAGUGGGGCUUCGGCGAGCUGGACGGCGAGUUCUGGUGGGGUCUGGAGCGGCUCUGGGGACUAACCUCCCAGCUGGACCGGCGCUACGAGAUCCGGAUAGAUAUGGAGGAUUUCGAUGGCGAGAAGCGGCACGCCAUCUACCAGGGCUUCCUUAUCGCGCCCGAGGCGGACAACUACCGACUGACCGCCGUCAACUACACGGGCGACGCCGGUGACAAUUUUACCGGUCACAGUGGCCACCCGUUCUCCACCAAAGACAGAGACAACGAUACGUACGGCACCAGCUGCGCCCAGAAAUUCCACGGAGCCUGGUGGUACACCAAGUGCCACGCCUCCAAUCUCAACGGGAAGUACCUGGCCGGGAAGCACACCAGCUAUGCCGACGGAGUCAACUGGUCCGCAUGGAGGGGGUAUCAUUACUCCCUGAAAACGGUCACCAUGAAAAUCCGCCCCACUAAGAAAUUGUAAAUGCAGUCCAGUAUUCCCUAUCAUGUCAAAUAAAUAUGUUUACAG